GGGCCGCACGCCGGCACGGACACGCGGCUCAUCGUCAAGCUCAAGCCGCCCGUGGAACUGCUGCGCACCGUGCUCAAGUCGGACCGGCAGUUCCACAACGAGAUACACGCGUACCAGAACGUGGUGCCGUUCCUGUUCGAACACCUGCCCGAGGGGGCCCGCGGUCCCGCGCUGCCCGUGUUCGUGUACGGCCGCAACGAGUGCGGCGCCCGUUGGUCGGAGGACGUCAUCGUGCUGGAAGACCCGCGCGGCCACGGGUACGUGCCCGCCCGCUCCCCGGAAUACGGCGGCGGCGGCUGCGGUAGCGCGCACAUGGACUACGGGCACCUGGCCGUGGCCAUCGCCGCGCUCGGCCGGUUCCACGGCAUGUCGUUCACCGCCAAGCAGAAGAACCCCGUGGCGUUCCGCAAGCUGGUGGGCAACCUGCGCGAGAUCCAGUGGGACGAGGACGGCUGGCUGGUCAAGGGCAACGGGCUCAAGUCGAUGAGCAUGCGCGGCGCCCGGCCGCUGAUGGACCAGGAAAAGUAUCGGGACGGCAAGCUCAAGGGGUUCCUAAGCAUGAUCCGGGAGGCGGACCGCAACCUCAAGCUGGCGAUGACGCCCAAAGAACCGUUCGCGGUCAUAUGCCACGGCGACUACUGCAAGCCCAACAUACUGUUCGAGUACGACGACGCCGGACAGCCAAGGGACGCCAUGAUCACCGAGUUCACAGCCGUCAGGUACGGUUCACCCGGACUAGACUUGUCGUACUUCCUGUACAAGAACGCGGACAAAGACGUGCAGGACAACCGGUGGGAAGACCUGUUGGCCGUGUACUUGGAAUCCGUGGCGGCCGUGCUGCCGGCAGACGUCAUGGCGCCCACCGCAGAGCAGCUGCACCACGAGCUCAGGUUCCACGCGCUAUAUGGUUACGCGCACCUGUUGUUCGCCGUGCCGAACAUGAUCAACGACAACCCACGUGGCCUGUUGGACAUCGACAACGACGACGACAAGACAACCGUCGAAGACCUUCUGGUAGCCCGGAUCGACGCGGCCGACGAGAAAAUCAACGAAAUCCUUUCCGGUACCGUCCGACACAUCAUCGACCACGGUUACGCAGAACAAUACGAGUUUUCGAGCAAUUCCCGUAUAUAGGACGAAAAUCCAAAUGGAAUGUGGAGUUCCUCCACCACUCCACAUUUUCACGUCAGUUUUGACGUUAUGUAUAUAAUAUAAUAUAAUAUUAUUAUUAAGGUUAUUCAAUUUAUUUUAUUUUAUUUUUUGCUUAUUGGAACUUAGCUUUCCUAACAGAAAGUAUAUAACGAAGAAUUCAAUUUCGAAUUUUUAAUUUUAUAGGUCAUUGUUUUGUUAUCUUAUUGUAUUCCAUGAUGAUAUUUUUAUAAAUUUCUUUCAAUUCUCUUGUUUUAAUCACACGUUAUGAAUUAUUAUCAAUUUAUUACAUGUGCCGCACUUAUAUUAAUUAAAUUAUAUAUAAGACCGAAUAAUUAAUAUGGCGUAUAAAGGGGAAUUUGUUUUUAGCUUUUUGUAAAACAAAUGAGGUUUCUUAACUGAAAGUUUGUAACAACAAACUUUAUUUUUAUUUUUUGUUUCUGUUUUAAUUCAUCUACAUCAGUCGUUUUUCUUUCCUUUUUGUUGUAUUUCAAAAUGACAUUUUGCGAUAUUAAUUGUAUUUAAUAAAUAUUUAUAGUGCAUUCACAGUCCUAAUUAUUAUUAUUUUAUCAGACCUGAGCAAUAUUUUCCAGGUACGAAAUCGUUUCCUUUUGUUUUUCGUGAUAUUCAAUUCAUGAAAUACGUUUCGACCUUACCGCCUUCAUAAUGUUAUCACCUUCUCAGACUGUUUUAUGUGAGCUUACCGAUGCGUUAAUUAUUCAGCUUUAGCCGGAACUUUUGUAAAAUUAUCGUCACUUGCCAGUCGGUGCCUACGUAUUAGAUUAUGGCGACUGCGUUGUUUCUUCUAGACUGUAUGAAGUUCACGUCUAUAAAUAUUGUCCCUCGUCUCAUCCCGUAUAAUUGGAUAUGAUUAUACUACGAUUGGUUUUUGUCCAAUCGCGUGCAAAUAAUUCAAUAUUUUAAUGUUUACCAGAGAUAGAAAAUAAUAAUAAUAAUAAAAAAAAACCUUCUCAAUUCAAUUAACCUGUAAAUUAUAAUACAAAAAUAUUCGUACUGCUAUUGUUUAUUCGGUGUAGGAUGGAAUGGGGGGGGGGAAAUACAAACAUAAAACAAUUUUUCUUCUGGAGCCCAUUCUCUCACACUGCAUUAUUAUUUACCGUUCGAUAUCGUGGAAAAACCGUGCUUCCCUCCCUUCCAGACUCCCCGCCACCAUACCCAAACAUCGUAGUGGUCCCGAUACCAUUUGCCCGAAUGGAUUUUCAGCCAUAUCCGAUUUUAACUGCGCCCUGGCGGCCAAUAAAUCUGAAUUUAACCGUAGUCCGCGCGCAUAAAACAUUUGUCGUUGCCGCCGGCUAAACGCGCAUUAACAACCCUUCACCUCCGCCGCAUGGGCCGUAAGUAAAUCGUAGUAUACCACGGUAACCACCACCGCCACCAUGCGACACCCCCGUCGUAACCACUGUCGUCCUGUCGCCGAUCCGCGUCCUUUCCGCCUACAUUACGCGUACGCGUGUCCUUUUACCUCCAUGAUGGCGCGACAGGACGGCGGCACCAGGACACCACUAGGUGUCGACCCAUCGGGUAUAUUAUAAUAAUUUAACCUGAUAUGGUUAACAGAUGUCGAUCGCUGUGCUUCACGUGUGUACAUGUGCUUGUUGGAGUGUGUGUGUGUGUGUAUCUUAUCGACAACCCGACAGGAGGCUAACAGGAUUAUAUUAUUAUUGUAAUGUUAUAUAGCAUUAUACGUACGUCGGAAAGUGAAAAUAAAUUUAAGCCGCAGUUUGUUUAAAGUUUUUUUUUCAAAUGGAAAAAAAUACGAGAGAAACGGAAAGUCGAUUUUCAUUCGCUAAUUGCCUCAUAACUCAAAACGACAGUAUUUUUUCCGAUACGCAUUUUGUAUAGGACUGGCAAUUUUUCAGACAAAAUCAGAACGGUAUUAUUAUAAAAUUAUUUUCUUAUUUCAGAAAGUCACUCCUAAUGUAAUUAGUUUUUGACGUUCAUCGAUUUUUCAAGAAAUAUAUUUCCUUUGUUACCA
Messenger RNA from Diuraphis noxia (Russian wheat aphid), 3145 nucleotides. RefSeq lists its product as uncharacterized. The record is from RefSeq and is a predicted model, not a curated record. Lineage: Eukaryota; Metazoa; Arthropoda; Insecta; Hemiptera; Aphididae.